UCUUACUUUAACCUCAAAUAUUCCUACAAAUUCCAAAUCCACCAAUCAAAAUUCAACACCCUUUACUCUCUCUUUCUCUAUCUAUUUUCAUUAUGUGACUUGUUCUUGUCCCAUAGAUCUCGAUCCCACCGGCAAUACCAAUCACUGUUAUUCCUCUUCUCUGCCUCCACAAAAACAAGAACCAAUUUUCUUCUCCUUUUUUUCUCUGAUAAAAAAUCUGCAAAUUUUCAGAUUUCCCUUGUUUAAUUUAUUUGUUAUUGGUAAGGUUCAACGGAGUUCUUUGAUUAUUUUAAGAGUCUCUGGACUUUGACUCUGUUCUUGAUAAGGUUCGAUCAAGUUCUUUGGUUAAUUCUAGAGUCUCUGGAAUUUCACUCUGUUCUUCCUCUGUUACUACUAUUGCGAUCUGUGUAGUUUUGGAUUUAAUUUGUGUUGAACUCUUCAAAUUCACUACAUUUCCUCAACUGGGUUCUUUUGGGUUUUCAAUUUUCUUCAAUUUCUAUGUGUUUGAUUUGUGAGUUGUUCUGAACUUGGGUGAUGAAACGAGGAAUUGGGAUUCUGUCUCCGGCCACCUACUUGCGAAAUUCCGGCUGGUCCAAGUGGACGCCGGAGGAGAACAAACGGUUUGAAAAUGCUUUGGCUUUGUUCGACAGAGAUACGCCGGACCGGUGGCUGAAAGUCGCCGCCAUGAUUCCCGGAAAAACAGUUGGCGAUGUGGUGAAACAGUACAGAGAGUUAGUGGAGGACGUGAGUGAUAUUGAAGCAGGGCGUAUUCCGAUUCCGGGGUAUACCGUCGGCAACUCUUUUGUGUUGGAGUGGUCGAAUGACGAUGGUGGGUUUACGCCGAUGUACAUCGGCGCCGGGAAGAGAGGCGGCUCCGGUCGGCCUUCUGAUCAGGAAAGGAAGAAGGGAGUGCCUUGGACUGAAGACGAGCACAGAAAAUUCUUGAUGGGUUUGAAGAAGUAUGGUAAAGGAGAUUGGCGAAACAUCUCUCGCAACUUCGUCACAACGAGGACUCCAACACAAGUGGCUAGUCACGCUCAAAAAUAUUUCAUCAGACAACUCAAUGGAGGGAAAGACAAGAGAAGGUCAAGCAUUCACGAUAUUACCACUACUCAUCUUUUCGAUAACCCGAUUCAAUCCAGUCUAGACAAAACAUCCCCACCUUCUUACGUCGGAGUUACAAUGGCUCCGCUUUGUGGGAUCUCUUCACUUGGACCCAAACUAAUACAAGACCAAAUCUUUCUUAGAGAGAACUUCCAUGGCUGCCAAAAUAACAAUGUCUUUCAAGUGCAAAGGGAGCAACAAUACCAGUGAGGUUUUACUAUAUGUGGAAAUUUCAAGUUGGCAAGGUGGGAAAGGUUAUUGGGAAUUCAAACAUUCCAAUUCCAUAAAGCAAGAAGCAAGUGCUCCACAAUCCUUUUAAUGUCAAUGUGUAGUUUUGUUUUGUUUUGUUUUUUCUUUUUAAUUAUUUAAAGCACUUAAAGUUUGGAAUUGAGGGAUCUAUGUGUAUCUAUGUGGCUUUUACUGA
Benincasa hispida (wax gourd) is the source of this 1528-nucleotide messenger RNA. RefSeq names its product transcription factor DIVARICATA-like. Gene Ontology annotation, molecular function: DNA binding. The record is from RefSeq and is a predicted model, not a curated record. Lineage: Eukaryota; Viridiplantae; Streptophyta; Magnoliopsida; Cucurbitales; Cucurbitaceae.